Messenger RNA from Penicillium paradoxum, 1848 nucleotides. Its product is annotated as Major facilitator superfamily domain general substrate transporter. NCBI's taxonomy places the organism in Eukaryota, Fungi, Ascomycota, Eurotiomycetes, Eurotiales, Aspergillaceae. The transcript has 6 exons. The record is from RefSeq and is a predicted model, not a curated record. Gene Ontology annotation, molecular function: siderophore-iron transmembrane transporter activity. The coding region runs from base 1 to 1848 and encodes 615 amino acids. Gene Ontology annotation, biological process: siderophore transmembrane transport.
AUGGCAAGGCAGGAAGGGGACAUUGUCAUUGAGAUGGCAUCACCAAACAAACAGAUCAGCCAUACUGCUGAAAAGACUAUCACUGUUGACAGUUUGGAAAAGCAGUCGACUACGUCCAGCUUUCAGCCUGGAGUGCAUAGAGCCGAUGUCCUUCGGAAGAGCUGGACCAAGCAAGGCUUGAUCAUUGUCUUUACAGGAUUGUUUUUGUGUACAUUGGCGAUCAAUUUCGCCGAUUACUCAACUCAGGUGUACGGCCCAUACACAACAAGUGCUUUCAAACAGCACUCCGCCAUGAGCGCAGCCCGUGUGGUCGGGAACAUUGCGCGUAUCUCCGCCUAUCCCAUUAUUGCAAAGCUGGGAGACGUCUUCGGUAGAGCUGAGAUGUUCAUCUUGUCCAUCAUUACGUCUGCUCUAGGCUAUGUCAUAUAUGCAGCGUGCACAAACAUCUCACAAUACAUAGUUGCUGGUAUUUUCGACGCUAUCGGGUCCACUGGAUUUGCCCUUACACAGCAAGUGUUCGUGGCGGAUAUGACCUCGUUGGUCAAUCGCGGUAUCUGGUCCACUCUGCCUGACUCGAUCACUACAAUUCCAACCCUAUAUCUCGGUACUAUCAUUGCUCAGCGCAUCCUCGAUACUUCGACGUGGCGGUGGGGAUGGGGUAUGUGGGCCAUUGUCUUGCCUUUCGCAUCACUGCCAUUGAUCGGCACCAUGCUAUUUUACCAACGUCGAGCACCAUCAGCAGUGUGUGUAUCUGAAGCACUGGGCUGGAAAGCCAACGAUGCCUGGUGGAAAAAGUUAUAUCGAUUGUUGUGGAUUCAACUUGACCUUCCAGGUGCUGUAUUACUUGUGGCUGGAUUAUCUCUUCUUCUAAUUCCCCUCUCUUUGACGGGCGCUAAUAACAGCGAUGCGUGGAGCAAUGGAUCGUUUAUUGCCAUGUUGGUCCUGGGCGUGGUUUUCUUGUUGGCCUUCUUCAGCUGGGAUGCAUGGUUCGCGAAGAAACCAUUCGUGCCUUACCGCAUGGUCAAAAACCGCACAGUGGCCGCUGCAUGUCUCCUCGGGGCAUUAGACUUCUUCCAUUACUCGGUGUUCAGUGUCUUCUUCACGAGUUAUCUUCAAGUAGCCGGGAACUUUUCGCCCGGUCCCGCAACCAGGAUUGAGUACAGCCUCCUAUCAUACCCUUUCAACUCCCUUCGUGUGGCCUUCCAGGUGGCCGGUAUUUUUGCCGCGUUCUUCAUGAAGUAUACCAAGCGCUCUCAGAUUUGGGUCUUAACAGGCGUUCCACUUUGCGUCCUCGGAAUGGGGGUCCUUCUUUACCUCGUUGACAUGGGAGAUGGUCGCAGUGGAAAUGAAGCCUCAUUCGUGGCGGCAAAAUCAUUGAUCGGUAUUGGUCGUGGUUUCUACCAAACGGCUGCACAGGUCUCAGUGCAGGCGACGGUAUCGAGACAGGAAGUCUCUGUUGUGACCGCGGUAUUCUUUGCUUCGAUGAGCGUGGGUGGUGCCAUCGGGACAAGCGUUGCUGGAGCAAUAUGGCGAAACACUCUUCCCAAAAAAUUGCAGCAGUACCUUCCUGAUGAAUUGAAGGGUCAGGCAAAAUCUAUCUUUGGGUCAAUUGUGACAGCUCGAAAGUACGCCAUGGGAACUGAGGCUCGUGAUGCGAUCAAUCGCAGUUACCGAGAGUCACAAAGGCUGCUUGCAAUUGCGGGUCUUGUAUCUCUUUCUUUGAUGCUUAUUGUGAUGUUGUUUUUGAAAAAUAUCAAGUUGGAUGAAGACGGAGGAGCCGAAACAACAGAGGGGGAGGGGGAUCAAUCCAAUGCUCCAGAAAAGAAACCUCAGAGCGGCCAUACCUAA